Messenger RNA from Colletotrichum scovillei, 438 nucleotides. Its product is annotated as aspartate aminotransferase. Lineage: Eukaryota; Fungi; Ascomycota; Sordariomycetes; Glomerellales; Glomerellaceae. The record is from RefSeq and is a predicted model, not a curated record. The transcript has 2 exons. Gene Ontology annotation, biological process: biosynthetic process. Gene Ontology annotation, molecular function: pyridoxal phosphate binding. The coding region runs from base 1 to 438 and encodes 145 amino acids.
AUGUCGAAAGCUUUCUCUCUUGCCGGCAUCCGCGUGGGAUGGAUCGCAUCGAGAGACCCUGGAAUCAUUGAGGCCGUCAAGAGUGCGCGGAACUACACGACCAUCAGCGUCUCGCAACUUGACGAUCAAGUGGCCGGCUAUGCUCUCUCGGAUGCGGUCAGACCAAACCUCAUCAAUAGAAACAUCGAGCUUGCCAGGACAAACCUUGAGAUCCUCGAGACCUUUAUCGAGAAGCACCAGUCUGUUUGCUCCUGGGUUAAGCCCACAGCCGGUACAACGGCAAUGAUUGGUUUUCGAAGAGGCGAUGAACCAGUUCGAGAUGACGAGUUCUGUCUUGAACUUCUCAAAGAGACUGGGGUUUUGAUCAUGCCUGGGUCUACCUGUUUUGGUGAGGGCGUUGACUUCAAGGGCCAAAUGCGCUUCGGUUACAAGUGCUGA